CAGUUAGCGCCUCUUUAUCUACUCGUAGUUUAGUAGUUGAAGCAUCAAGAUUGGAUUGGUUCUGAAAGGGGACCACUACUACUCAGUAUUUUAAAUGGUAGAUUACUUUCUCAACAAAUAGAUCAAUCAUAGCAAGGCGGAAAAAUACAUUUGAAGUAUGUUUUUUCUUUGUGAAAAAGGCAAGAGGCGUGGUUUUAUUACUACCAAAACUAGAUACUGAAAAAAAAAACGGAUUUCGUUUUUAUUUCCAAUAACAUUUUAUUUAAAAAACGCAGUGGACAAGGAAAGCUAGAACACUCAUACAUUGGAAUUCAUAAUUUUGUGUGGGAGAGAGAAAGGUAGGCUACCAGAAUUGGACAUUGAGUAUUUCACCAUGGAAGAAGAUGAUAAUCGCAAUGGAGAGCGUCAACAUUCGGGAGAAGAAUUCAACAGAGCUAUUCUUCCUCUUCUCCAAGCACCUGGGAACCAGCAACCGCACCGAAUCACCAACUUUUACAUUGAUAAUAUUUUGAGACCAGACUUUGGACGGCGGAAAGACGGGACUUUUAAUUAUGAUGAGAAUCACCUCAAUGGACGAGAGAAUAGUCCUCGCCUUCCCCCCAAAUCUGGGCAGUUAGGUGGGACGGUGGCAGGGGAAGGAACAUCGAAUUCUCGUUCAGUCGGUGAGCCCAAAAAAGAUAUUGUUGGAGAUGCGCCUCUCAAGCCCCGAGGAGAAAUUGGAGAUCAGUGCCUAAGCUCCGACUCGGAUAGUUCUCAAGCCAAUUCUGCACCUUCGUCGAAACCUAUGCUCUGGCCAGCCUGGGUGUAUUGUACAAGAUAUUCAGACCGACCAUCAUCAGGGCCAAGAUCUCGUAAACCAAAGAAGUCGACCACUACCACGACGACGACGACGACCCCAAGCAAGGAUGACAAGCGUCCAAGAACGGCCUUCACAGCAGAACAGCUCCAGAGACUAAAAACGGAGUUUCAGACUAGUCGGUACCUGACCGAACAGAGAAGACAAAGUCUGGCACAAGAACUGGGCCUCAACGAAUCUCAAAUUAAAAUCUGGUUUCAAAACAAGAGGGCCAAAAUAAAGAAGGCUACCGGGAAUAAAAACUCUUUAGCCUUGCACCUGAUGGCACAGGGACUAUACAAUCAUGCCACAUCAUCUAAGGAUGAAAAAUCAGACAGCGAUUGAAGAAAAAGAUACAAUGCAAUAAAUAACUUUAAAGGGCCAGUGUACAAAAAUACCAGCAAAUAUUUAAAACAUGAAUGAGACAGGAUUUUGCAAUAUUCUGUAGGUAUAGUUUAAAAAAAAAUCUGUUACUUUGCUAGGUAUUAUUACUGCAUUGUUGGAGCUAAAAACACAAGCAUUUCGCUGCACCUGCGAUAGCAUCUGCAAAUCUGUGUACGCGACCAAGACACUUUGAUUUGAUUUAAACCAUUUUGUUUUAUAAAACUUUUGCCAUGUUCUCCCUGGAACUUUAGAAUUGCUUCAGCAUCAAAGUUUGUUUUGUUUUUAGUAAGUUUUGUUUUUAUCACAUUUGACCGAAAUAAUGGAAACAUGCUGAAGUCCAAAGAUUUGUUCUGCUGCAUUUUGGAAACUGUGAAUUUAAAUAGCCUAAAUUGUGUUUAUCUAUGUUUUGACGAUUUUUUUAAAAAUCACACUGUUUCCUUGUAUUUUGAUGUUCAUGUUGAAAAUGUUUUUUUUGAGGUUCCUUUGUUUUGUGUAAAAAUACAGCCUGUCUGAGUUGAUAUGGAAGGAACCAUACGCAUUGAAUUAUGCGUAUUAUCUGAUAACAAUGCAUUUUUAUAUUAAAAUUAAAGUUCUGCAUUAACUAUAGCUAUCUCGUGAGCAUUAAAUAUUAAUACAUUCAGUAAAAUAAUUCAUCUUUGGUUACAUGUAUUGAUAUGAAACUGAGAUUUGAUGAAAAA
This is a messenger RNA of Coregonus clupeaformis (lake whitefish), 1917 nucleotides long. RefSeq names its product homeobox protein engrailed-2b-like. Gene Ontology annotation, biological process: multicellular organism development; regulation of transcription by RNA polymerase II; neuron differentiation. Gene Ontology annotation, cellular component: nucleus. NCBI's taxonomy places the organism in Eukaryota, Metazoa, Chordata, Actinopteri, Salmoniformes, Salmonidae. The transcript is spliced from 2 exons. The record is from RefSeq and is a predicted model, not a curated record. Bases 374 to 1180 code for a protein of 268 amino acids. Gene Ontology annotation, molecular function: DNA-binding transcription factor activity, RNA polymerase II-specific; RNA polymerase II cis-regulatory region sequence-specific DNA binding.